This is a messenger RNA of Pyrus x bretschneideri (Chinese white pear), 1108 nucleotides long. Its product is annotated as spindle and kinetochore-associated protein 1 homolog. Gene Ontology annotation, biological process: mitotic cell cycle; cell division; chromosome segregation. NCBI's taxonomy places the organism in Eukaryota, Viridiplantae, Streptophyta, Magnoliopsida, Rosales, Rosaceae. Bases 83 to 886 code for a protein of 267 amino acids. Gene Ontology annotation, cellular component: spindle microtubule; mitotic spindle; outer kinetochore. The transcript has 9 exons. Gene Ontology annotation, molecular function: microtubule binding. The record is from RefSeq and is a predicted model, not a curated record.
AAAUUAAAAAACAAAAAACUCAAGAUUUUCCGAUCCAACAGAGAGAUUGAAAGUUUCUGAAGAGAGGUAGAGAGAGAACGAGAUGGAGGUAAAGACAGCAGGGGCGUCGUUGGAUUCGGUUAUCUCAGGGUUCAACCGUCGGAUCGCGGAGCUUCAAGAUCUCGUCAUUGCGCGAAACGUGUACCCGGCGAGCAGCGUCACCGAUUUGUCGGCCGUCGACGCGGUCGUGAAGGCCAUGGAGCUUCAGGUUCAGGCCAUCAAGGACCGCUUGCGUGAUGAAACCCUAGCCAUCCCUAAAGCUAAAAAACUCGUCGAUGCCGCGCUGAAGCAGCAAAAGAAAUUGCAGGACAUGUCAGUUUAUGUGCCCUCGCAUGUUCCCGAAAGAAUGUCGAUGUUGAAUUUGGAUACUAAUAAGUGUUUGUUUCCAGAAGGAACUCAACAAAAUACCGGUUCCUUCAAGCUUGAGGAAGAGCCUGCUGCUCUACCUAAGGAGAAAAAGGGACGUUCCCCUCCACCAUUGUGGUUUAUAACUGCUGAAGAGCUGGAUUCUUUGUCGGGGUACAUGAGGGGAAGGCUUACAGUAGAGAAGAUCAAUGCAGCUAUUAAUGACAUGGUGACAUAUGCAGAAGCAAACGCUCAGCUGAUAUUUGCCCCAAAGAAGAAGGUAGCAGGAGAUCUUUGGGAAAAGGCACUGGAAAUGAGGGACAUUGCAAUGACAGAAGGAAUAAGGGGAAAACACUUCUUUCUCGAAACUGACAUGAAAGGACCAACCUUGAAGCCUGACAAUACUGGAAAAGCAAUACUAACUGUCCUUCGUCACCUUGGUCGUGUAAGCGAGACACGUAUCGGGCCUCAUCGAGUGAUCAUUCUAUUGAAGCGUCCUUGACAGGGCCUGCAUCAUGGUUUGGUUCUCAAUCAUUUUGGUUUUUGAUUAAAAAAAAUUCAAGUUCUUGCUUUGCAUCGUGUGUAAAUGGCAAGAAGAUUUGGCUCAUGUUGUCGCUUUUGAGGCUAUAUAGUCGAGUGUAUCUCUUAAAGUUAAACUAUUAAAAAAUUUAGACAUGUAUUAUUGUAUUAUUAUUCUAUAUAAGUUAGGAAAAUUUAAGUUUUA